AUGGAACCCCUCUGUCAGGCUGGGUCCAUUCUCAUGAAGGUGAAUACCUUACAAGGGAAGAAGAUGGUGGAGAGCGGCCUCCAGUCUGGAGACUUUUCCCUCCCCCAGUCCUGCCUCCUGCCGCUGGCUGACCUGGAGAUCCUGCAGCAGAAGGUGGCCGGCAUGCAACGGGAGCUGGAGGACUUUAAGAAUGAGGCGUUGAAGGCCAUCCAUCACCUGGAAGGUGCCUUCUGCGAGAUGAAUGGGGCUCUGGCACAGCAGGAGGAGCAGGCGGCCCGCGUGAAGCAGCGGCUGAGGGAGGAGGAAGACCGCGGCGUCGUCCGAAAUAAAGUCCUCACCUUCCUGCUGCCCCGGGAGAAGCAACUCCGCGAGCACUGCAAACGGCUGGAGGGCAUGCUGCUGGGCAGGGGCCGAGAGGCGCUGGGCAUCCCCAGGAAGAUCCAGGCCAACUGA
This is a messenger RNA of Equus quagga, 453 nucleotides long. RefSeq names its product coiled-coil domain containing 182 (gene CCDC182). NCBI's taxonomy places the organism in Eukaryota, Metazoa, Chordata, Mammalia, Perissodactyla, Equidae. The transcript has a single exon. The record is from RefSeq and is a predicted model, not a curated record. Bases 1 to 453 code for a protein of 150 amino acids.